This is a messenger RNA of Pseudogymnoascus verrucosus, 1713 nucleotides long. RefSeq lists its product as uncharacterized. Gene Ontology annotation, molecular function: alpha-galactosidase activity. The transcript has a single exon. The record is from RefSeq and is a predicted model, not a curated record. Bases 1 to 1695 code for a protein of 564 amino acids. Gene Ontology annotation, biological process: carbohydrate catabolic process. Lineage: Eukaryota; Fungi; Ascomycota; Leotiomycetes; Thelebolales; Thelebolaceae.
AUGGCUAGUUCCAAAGAAUGGUGGAACGAGUAUACCCUUUCGACAGCAACAAACUCAUGGUUUCGAGAAGCACAAUGGCGUGACCACUCUCUUCCAGGUGUUGGUAUUGACGACAAUGAGAUUACGGGACUUCCUGAUGGCCACACAGGGUCUAUGGCUAACUAUUCGCUUGCGAAUCGCGGGUCGUUCUCCACUGGCACCUACUUGCCCAUGGGAAUGUUGAAGAGAAAUGACAGCAGAGAUACUUGGCUAUGGCAAGUGGAAAACAACUCUUCGUGGAGAUGGGAGGUUGGCGACUACAAGGAUAAUGUCUACAUCGCGGGAGGCGGUCCCACAUCAAUCGACCAUGAUUGGAGACAAAAACUCAAACCGCAUCAAACGUUCACGAGCGUGCCUAUGGCCAUCUGUCAUGUUCUGGACACUCCAACAAAUGCAUUUGGUGUCCUAACCAAUUACCGUCGUCGAUUGAGAAGAAAACAUAUCGAUAACGAAAAACUUCCAAUUAUAUUCAACGAUUACAUGAACUGCUUGAUGGGGGAUCCCACCGAAGAUAAAAUAAAAGCCCUUCUAGGGCCAGUUGCAAGCUGUGGGGCCGAAUACUUUGUGAUUGAUGCCGGUUGGUACGCUGAUGAUGGCGGAUGGUGGGACGAGGUUGGACUAUGGGAACCUUCUAGGUUACGAUUUCCUGGAGGUUUUAAGCCACUACUCGACACCAUUCGAUCUCAUGGGCUCAUCCCCGGGGUAUGGCUGGAGCCAGAAGUCAUUGGCGUACGGAGCGUAGUGGCCAACCAGUUACCACAGGAUGCAUUCUUCCGAGAGCAAGGAGAGAGAAUAAUCGAAAAAGGCCGCUAUCAACUGGACUAUAGGCACUCUGCAGUCCGAAAGAGGAUGGACGAAGUGAUUGAUAAUCUCGUACUCAACUACGGCGUUGGAUACUUCAAAUUCGACUACAAUAUUGAAGUCGUCCAAGGGACGGACGUAAAUUCCUCUAGCACAGGGGAAGGACAAUUAAUGCACAGCCGUGCCUAUCUGGAAUGGGUCAACAAGAUCUACGAUCGCUAUCCCGACCUGGUCAUCGAGAGCUGUUCUAGUGGUGCUCAGAGAAUGGACUAUGCAAUGCUCGCUGUUCAUUCUAUACAGUCCACGAGCGACCAGCAAGACCCUGUCCUAUACGCCGCCAUCGCAGCAUCAGCACCCACAGCUGUCACUCCUGAGCAGAGCGCAACUUGGGCAUAUCCGCAGCCGAGCUGGAACCCAGAAAUAAAUGCUCUCACUGUGGUUAAUUCGCUUCUUGGGCGGGUGCAUCUCAGUGGGAAGCUAGAUGAGUUAAAUCCAGAGGCCCUGGAGCUUAUUGCGCAGGGUAUGAGUGUUUAUAAAAACAUUAGGUCAGAUCUCAGGAAUGCGCUACCAUUCUGGCCAUUAGGAUUGCCGAAAUGGCAUGAUGACUGGUUGGCUUUGGGCAUGACAACUACAUCUGGCAACGUUUACUUGAGUGUCUGGCGCCGGAGCGGAACAUCCUCAGCUACUUUGCCUAUUGCAGAAUUGAAGGAGAAGCAUGGCGUAAAGGUAGAGCAGCUUUAUCCUCGUGGCUUUGGAGCAGAUGUAAAAUGGGUUCCAGAGACCUCGUCCUUGGUCGUAGAGUUUCCCUCUGUUGUGUCCGCUCGCCUCUUCCUCCUACGAGCAAAUGAGGCUUGAGGUUAACAUUAUAUCGGG